CGCCCGGCUCCUCCGGAGACUGCGCGUGCGCGGCGGCCAUUCCUGCGCGCCAUGGCCGAGGCGGACGCAAACCUGUUGCGCCACUUCCCGCUGUUUCUUCCUCAGAACCGGGAGAAAACUGUGUAUGAGGGAUUCAUUUCGGCUCAGGGCAGUGACUUCCACCUCAAAAUAGUGCUGCCUAAAGACCUGCAACUGAAGAAGGCAAGAUUACUGUGUAGCUGGCAGCUGAAAAACAUACUUAAUGAAUAUCAUCAAAUAGUCCAACAGAGAAUGAAGCACUCUCCUGAUCUAAUGAGCUUCAUGAUGGAGUUGAAGAUGAUUUUGGAAGCUGCUUUAAAGAAUAGACAAGAGCUGUGUGUCCAGCCACCUUCUCACAGUUUCUGCACAGACCUUCUCAAUGAGAUAGGAGCUGUUGGUUGGGAUAAACUUGUGUGUGUGGAUCCUUCCUUCAGUACGAUCAAGUUAAAAGCAGACGAUGCUUCUGGUAGAAAGCACCUAAUCACUGUCAAGCUGAAGGCGAAGUACCCUGUGGAGCCACCAGAUUGUGUUGUGGACUUCCCUGUUCCGUUUUCUGUUUCCUGGACACCACAGAGCUCCUUGGUGAACGUGUAUAGUCAGUUCGUGGCGGCCUUGGAGACGCUGAAGACAUUCUGGGAUGCUAUGGAUGAAAUUGAUGAGAAGACCUGGGUGCUGGAACCAGAGAAGCCUCCGCGGAGUGCUACAGCACGCAGGAUUGUAUUAGGGACUAACGUGUCCGUAAACAUAGAGGUCGACCCCAGGCACCCUGCCAUGCUUCCCGAGGUUUGCUUCCUGGGACCUGACCAUGUGAUAAAACCCCUAGGAAUCAAGCUGAGUGGGAAUAUACAUUUAUGGGAUCCAGAAAAUAGUCUGUUACAAAAUUUGAAAGACGUUUUAGAAAUUGAUUUUCCAGCUCGUACUAUCUUGGAAGAAUCUGACUUUAGCAUGGACUGUGGGAUCUGUUACGCCCGACACCUUAAUGGGUCCAUUCCUGACCAAGUAUGUGAUAAUCCCCAAUGUGGACAGCCUUUUCAUCAAAUGUGCUUAUAUGAGUGGCUGAGAGGGCUGAGCACCAGCAGGCAGAGCUUUAACGUCUUGUUUGGUGAAUGUCCCUAUUGUAGUAAGCCAAUUACCUUAAAAAUGUCUGGAAGAAAACCAUGA
Messenger RNA from Acomys russatus (golden spiny mouse), 1179 nucleotides. It is a transcript of the gene Fancl, whose product is annotated as FA complementation group L. Gene Ontology annotation, biological process: interstrand cross-link repair; protein monoubiquitination. The record is from RefSeq and is a predicted model, not a curated record. Gene Ontology annotation, molecular function: ubiquitin protein ligase activity. Gene Ontology annotation, cellular component: Fanconi anaemia nuclear complex; nucleus. The coding region runs from base 52 to 1179 and encodes 375 amino acids. Lineage: Eukaryota; Metazoa; Chordata; Mammalia; Rodentia; Muridae. The transcript has 14 exons.